Sciurus carolinensis (gray squirrel) is the source of this 3254-nucleotide messenger RNA. It is a transcript of the gene Gas2l2, whose product is annotated as growth arrest specific 2 like 2. The coding region runs from base 400 to 2970 and encodes 856 amino acids. The record is from RefSeq and is a predicted model, not a curated record. Lineage: Eukaryota; Metazoa; Chordata; Mammalia; Rodentia; Sciuridae. Gene Ontology annotation, molecular function: microtubule binding; actin filament binding; cytoskeletal adaptor activity. The transcript is spliced from 6 exons. Gene Ontology annotation, biological process: microtubule bundle formation; protein localization to microtubule plus-end; regulation of microtubule polymerization or depolymerization. Gene Ontology annotation, cellular component: microtubule plus-end; actin filament; cytoplasm.
CUGACGGCCAUGCCAGGCUCCCUGGCCUGUCGUCGUGGCCGGUGGGAGGCAGCCAGACGGACCUGUUCAGCCCUGGGGGUGAGAGAAGUGUCUUCACCUCCCCCGGUCCUGGGAGGUGCUGAACACUGAGUGAACUGGGCAGUCAGAGAGUGAGGUUGCUGCAGGGCCACCAAGUAGGGAAAGUUCUGGCAGGAUCUGAGGAAUGUGGGGGGGCGAGGCCCUGGCCCGGAGGCUAAAGUCAGCCGCAAGCAGCAGAGCCGGAAGUCCUGGACUCUCGGGGGUAGAAGGGGACCCCCCGACCCCAAAUCAGGGAGGACCAGGCCAAAACCUAGCAGGUAGCAGAAGUAAAGAGGCAGCAGUGAAAGGGAAGAGGUGGGCAGACCUGCUGCAGUUCCAGCCAUGUCUCAGCAGCGGGGAUACAGGAAGAGGCCUGGGACCCCAGGGCCUCCUGUGCGCAGCAUCCGGCCCUUCAAGUCCAGUGAGCAGUACCUGGAGGCCAUGAAGGAAGACCUGGCUGAGUGGCUUCGGGAUCUCUACGGGCUGGACAUCGAUGCAGCCAACUUCCUGCAGGUUCUGGAGACGGGCCUGGUACUCUGCCAGCAUGCCAACACUGUCACUGAGGCUGCUCUGGCCUACCUGGCUGAGGACCCUGUCCAGGCCCGAAGGAUUCCCAUGCCCCGGACGGGGGUUUCCUGCAAUGGAGCCGCCCAGCCGGGUACCUUCCAGGCCAGGGACAAUGUCUCCAACUUCAUCCAGUGGUGUCGCAAGGAGAUGGGCAUCCAAGAGGUACUGAUGUUCGAGACUGAGGACUUGGUGCUGCGCAAGAACGUGAGGAACGUGGUGCUGUGCUUGUUGGAAGUGGGCCGUCGCGCCUGGCGCUUCGGCGUGGCGGCACCCACCCUGGUGCACUUGGAGGCGGAGAUCGAUGAGGAGCUGCGGCAGGAGCUGGCCUUGCCCCCGCCCGACCCCCCACCUCCUGUGCUCCCCACACGCCGUCCCUGCCACUUCCGCAACCUGGACCAGAUGGUGCAGAACCUGGUGAGCCACUGCACAUGCCCAGUGCAGUUCUCCAUGGUCAAGUUGUCUGAGGGGAAGUACCAAGUAGGGGACUCCAACACCCUCAUCUUCAUCCGGAUCCUCCGGAACCAUGUGAUGGUGCGUGUGGGGGGCGGCUGGGACACGCUCGGCCAUUAUCUGGACAAACAUGACCCCUGCCGGUGUACAUCCCUCUCCCACAAACAGGGCAGCUUACUGAAGUCCCCAGGCCCACGGGUUCAGCAUGAAGUAAGGGUGCAGGAUGGACCCUCACAGUUCCAGCCUACCAUGACCAUCAGCCGCUCACAGAGUCCACUGCCUCCCGUGGACUGGAAGACGUAUACCUCAUCGGGCCAAAUGCUGAGGCCUCCUGCUUCCUCCUCCCCCAGACCCCAAAAUGAACGGGGAGCCGGGCCAGGGGACCUCAGAGAGAUGGCUUCAUUCCUGAGGUCCCAGGAGAGGCUACUCACCCCGUCUCGGAGGCAGCCGUCAGCAGGAGGCAGCCCACCCAGCCCCCAAUUUUCUUCUACCCAUAGGGGCCAAGACCCACAAUAUACCCCAUUAGGGAAGAGAGAGGACAGAUACCCUGGUGAACUCUCCAGGGGAAGGACUCCCACACCUUGGGUUUAUGAGGAGAAAACCAGCCAGGCAAUCCAUGCCAGGGUCCCUACCCUCAAGAGACUCCAUGUCCCUGAGGCCACCACCAAAGGGACAUCAGCAAGAAGACCUCUCCGGUAUUGUCCCUCUAGCACAGCACAGCCCACAGGCCUCAGGCCGCCACUUCAGCGUGAGGUUGAGGAUGCUUCUCCCCAGCUCAGGGAGCCAGCGUCUGUUCGUUCUCCAUCCCCUAUCAGAGGACUCACCAGGCUCCCCAUCCGCCUGCCCCCUGCCCACCCCUCCGCUCCCAGAAGCAGCUUUCUGGACACUGCAAGUGGAGGUCCCAUGGCAGAAAGAGACCCCAGUCCAUUAAGGGUUGUCACUGGGGAUCUGGCUAAGUCCAGACAUGGGGACUGCUCUGUAGAAGUGAGGCAGAAAGACCAGCAGCCAGACAACCAGGUCACUCCAGGGACGGGAGGGGACGCACAGGAGUGGGAGGGGAGGUACACACCACUGGCCUUGGGCAGAAUCAAGGAGAAAGAUAUCUACCAUAGCCUUGAAGAGGACAUCGUGGCCAACAUGAAGCUACUAGAGGUGGGGGGUGCCCAUCCCCAGGGCACAGGGUCUCGAGUUAUCCCCCGCAGUGGAGUCUAUGUCCCCAGCUUAGGUGGGCAGUGGCCUGAGCCUGGGGGUCCUUAUGACAAAGUCAUCCAAGAACUGACUCAGGGACCCCCAUGCCUUCUUAAAGUGGAUCUGGGAGCCUGGAAGGGAGCCCCUAGCAACUCCCUUAAGCCAGCUGUUACUACGGACCCUGGAAACCCAAAAGGGAAGCUGGAAGCCAGAGAGAGCGAGCCAAGGGCAAGGGCCAGCCCGAGUGCCAUGGGCACCAGGAUGAGAACAGUCUCACCUCCAGGGAAACCGGACUGCUCACCCCUAGCUGUGUCUGCCAGCCUGGAGCACCCCAGUUCUGACAAAGCCAAGGCAUGCCUGGGCAAAGGCAAGAGAACACUCCGGAAGCCCCGGAAGGUACCAUCCAUCUACAAGCUGAAGUUGAAGCCCAGAAUCCGGCCUCGCAGAGACCACAGACCUGAGAAACGGCCUUCCCGAAUCCCCAAGCCACUGGCCUACCUGCACCUGGGUCCAGCCAGGCCACCCCCCCGGGGCAGGCUCUUGAGAGCUGUGCUGGGCAGCCAGGGAGGGGAGGCAGCUCAGUUGGAUGGAGCUUCAGUGAGUGAAGAGAAGAGCGAGCCAGUCCCCCCACUGCAGAGCAGCCCCCAGCCUCAAGUAGGGCAGCUUAACCAAGUCCCACUCCUACCAGAGGAGGAAUCUUGGGUCUGAGGAGCCUAAGAAUGGAGAAGGGAAGCAAAAGGAUGCCCGUGUAUGCGAGAAGAGAAGGGAGGCUCCCUCACCUCAAUACAGGGCCUUGGCCAGGGGUGGCCCAGAAGAUAAAUAUAGACUCAAUCUGUUCUGAUGAGCAAAUGGGUAACACACUCAUCCAACUCCAGCAUUAGGCCAGAGGCAGUGGGGAGAUCCUACAUCCUAUUGUCCUCCCUUGGAUAAGUUCUAACUCCUGGACUCUGCCCAUGGUCACCUGGUUCCAUAACUGUAAGUAAUUAAACACA